AGUGUAAAAAGACCCGUUUACAACCCUUACGUAAGUUUUUCUCAAGCUUUCUUCGAGCAGGACUCGUUGUUUUGUGAUUUGAAGUCGAGCUAUUUUGUCAUCAGCAUUCUUUUUGUUUUCUUAUUCUUCUGCAACUAGCUAGCAAGACCAUGCCGA
This is a messenger RNA of Amoebophrya sp. A120, 156 nucleotides long. The record is from the annotation of a GenBank genome assembly. NCBI's taxonomy places the organism in Eukaryota, Dinophyceae, Syndiniales, Amoebophryaceae.